Molecule: messenger RNA, 2914 nt
Organism: Trichosurus vulpecula (common brushtail)
Lineage: Eukaryota; Metazoa; Chordata; Mammalia; Diprotodontia; Phalangeridae
Gene: SMG9
Product: SMG9 nonsense mediated mRNA decay factor
Exons: 14
Coding region: 317-1888 (523 amino acids)
Biological process (GO): nuclear-transcribed mRNA catabolic process, nonsense-mediated decay
Source: RefSeq, a predicted model, not a curated record
AACAGAGCAGAGAAAGGGCGGGGAGCGACACACAGGAGAAGACCAGGUGGACACAUGCGCAGUUCCUCAAAACUCGCGCACACCCGCCAUCCUCAGCGCAUGUGCGAUGACGUCACUCUAGCGACAGCGCUCUCUUCGCCGUCGCUCCCCUUCUCCCCCCCUCCCUUUCCUCCCGCCCCCCGAUUCCGGGACUCCAGCAGCAUCGCUCCCCAGCGUUUUCCGUUGACUUGCCGGUGACGGGCCCCUUCAUAGCCCAACGCAGGAGAAGCGCGCGCCCCGGUCGUGGCGCCAUUCAGCGGCCAGCUCAGGCAGUGCCAUGUCAGAGUCUGGGCACAGCCAGCCAGGACUCUAUGGGAUAGAGCGGCGGCGCCGAUGGAAGGAACCAGGUGCUGGGGGCCCCCAGAACCUGUCUGGGCCUGGGGGUCGGGAGAGAGACUAUGGAGCGCCUUGGGACCGAGAUCGAGAGAGACGGGAUGGCAAUGAGGAGGCAGGGACAUCAGUCAUACAGAAGACACCAAUCAUUCUCUCUAAGCCUCCAGCAGAACGGUCUAAACUUCCACCCCCCCCAGCCCCGGCUCCCACUGCCUCACAGGCCCCAGCUUCUCUGGACAAACCUAUUGUCCUAAUGAAGCCUCGGGAAGAAGCCAAGGGCUCGGCCAGUGGGGCAGGAGCCCCACUCCUUGAAGGUGCCACACCGCCCCCCCCUGUGGUCCCCGCCCCUCCCAAGGGGGAGAAGGAAGGCCAGCGGCCCACCCAGCCAGUCUACCAGAUACAGAACCGGGGCAUGGGCACCACGACACCUGCCGCCAUGGACCCUGUGGUGGGCCAGGCCAAGCUGCUCCCCCCAGAGCGGAUGAAGCACAGUAUUAAGCUGGUGGAUGACCAGAUGAACUGGUGCGACAGUGCGAUCGAGUACCUGCUAGAUCAGACGGACGUGCUGGUGGUAGGGGUCCUGGGUCUCCAAGGAACAGGCAAGUCAAUGGUCAUGUCCCUGCUGUCGGCCAACACUCCUGAGGAGGACCAGAGAGCGUACGUGUUCCGGGCCCAGAGCGCCGAGAUGAAGGAGCGCGGAGGGAACCAGACCAGCGGCAUCGACUUCUUCAUCACCCAGGAGCGCAUCGUCUUCCUGGACACCCAGCCCAUCCUGAGCCCAUCUAUCCUGGACCACCUUAUCAAUAAUGACCGAAAAUUGCCCCCGGAGUACAACCUCCCCCACACCUAUGUGGAGAUGCAGUCCCUGCAGAUCGCGGCCUUCCUCUUCACGGUCUGCCACGUGGUCAUCGUGGUGCAGGACUGGUUCACUGACCUUAGUCUGUACCGGUUUCUGCAGACAGCAGAGAUGGUGAAGCCCUCCACUCCCUCCCCCAGCCAUGAGGCCAGCAGCUCAUCGGGCUCAGAUGAAGGCACAGAGUACUACCCCCACCUGGUUUUCCUGCAGAACAAGGCCCGUCGUGAGGACUUCUGCCCCCAGAAGCUUCGGCAGAUGCACCUGGUGAUCGACCAGCUGAUGGCCCAUUCCCACCUGCGGUACAAGGGCACUCUGUCCAUGCUUCAGUGCAACGUCUUCCCAGGCCUGCCCCCUGACUUCCUGGACUCAGAAGUGAACCUCUUCCUAGUGCCCUUCAUGGACACCGAAGGGGACAACGAAAGCCUGCCCCGAGCAGGCCCAGGCUCCAGCCCACUCUUUUCCCUUCUCCCCGGCUACCGAGGCCACCCCAGCUUCCAGUCCCUGGUGACCAAACUCCGUAGCCAGGUGAUGUCCAUGGCACGGCCGCAGCUCUCGCACACCAUCCUCACCGAGAAGAACUGGUUCCACUAUGCUGCCCGGAUCUGGGAUGGGGUCAAGAAGUCCUCUGCUCUGGCUGAGUACAGCCGCCUGCUGGCGUGAGAGUGUACGAUGAGGGUGGCAUGCAGGGCUUCCUGAGUUCCCGGGAGGACAGUGGGUCCCUCCUUUCCCCCACCUCCAGCUGCCGUGUGUGAGGAUGAACACACCAGGCACCCCCGGGGCACAGACAGCAGCAGCAGGAGAGCCAGGGGGGAUUCAGCUGCUCAGGAGACAUGGGGGCAGCGGAAGGUUCUCAGGGGUUGGUGGAGCCUGGGGCUCAUCUAUCCCCACAGAUGGAGGGAGGAAAGUGGCUAAUUUCCAAGACCAAGUGAGAAGCGGGGCCCCUCUCCCAGCCCCCUGUUCUUGGGAUAGACAGCUAGACAAGGCGGGGAGCCCUGAGCUCCCGUCUUCCGAGUCUUGUCCCUGUGAUGGCCAGGGCCAGCGGUGCCCCUGUCCUCGAGGGCUCCUAUGCUGGGUCAGAUUUGUUGGUUAAUAAAGAUGGUAACACAGCACUGAGUAGGCUUCUCAUUCUGAGACACUGUCCUCUUUACCUAGAGUUGACCGGGGCCUGUGGGAGACCAGGCCUGGGCUGGAGGGGGGGCUCAUCAGCUUGUCUGUCUUUGCCUUGAUCCCCAGGCAGCAGUUCAGGGCUACUGCCCGGGGAGGGGGCUGGGCCAGAGGCCAAAAAGAGGUCAAAUGGCCCCCCCCCGGGGGGAGGGAAGAAGGGUUUGGGGCCUUCUGAGUGCAGAUAGCAGCAUGGGGCUCAGCACACAGUAAGCACCUAAUGUUUGUGGAAUUGAAUUGUUACUCAUUGUAUAAACAAGUCAGUGCGGGUGCUCCCUUUGGUAAUCAUAUGUCAUGUCACUGUUAUAGACAAGCAAAUUGUGAAUUCAAGUAGCCUUGGUCUUCACCCAUGUAGAUGCUACUAACUUCUCACAUAGGUUUUAGGAAUUGACGCAUGUGUUGUAUUGCUUACAUAAACUCUUUAGGAAAGUAAAUACAGUUAAACAGGGAGAUUUUCUGCAUGUUAGGAGUUAAUGCAUCAGUUAUGAAAUAAACUAUUAAAUACAGACAGACAGAGCCAAUAGC